Moesziomyces antarcticus is the source of this 2370-nucleotide messenger RNA. Its product is annotated as WD40 repeat-like protein. Gene Ontology annotation, cellular component: Cul4-RING E3 ubiquitin ligase complex. The record is from RefSeq and is a predicted model, not a curated record. The transcript has 2 exons. The coding region runs from base 1 to 2370 and encodes 789 amino acids. Gene Ontology annotation, molecular function: protein binding. NCBI's taxonomy places the organism in Eukaryota, Fungi, Basidiomycota, Ustilaginomycetes, Ustilaginales, Ustilaginaceae. Gene Ontology annotation, biological process: proteasome-mediated ubiquitin-dependent protein catabolic process.
AUGGCUAGCACAGACAACUACCAGCGUCGAGCCGGCGCCCUCAGAGACGACAGCGAAGACCCUUCCACAAGCGACGAGGAUCAAUUUCUCUCGGAAGGUGAGGCCGCGAUCUACCUCGACGGAGACGACGACGAGGAGGACGACGAAUAUGAAGACACGCUCCUCCAAGACGCGCUAGAGGAGAUGGUGGCGCAAGCAGAGGCGCGAGACUCGUUCGGCAACCAGUUCGACGACUCGGAAGGCGAUUCGGAAUACGUUCCCUCCGACGACGACGGCUCCGUAUAUCAAGACCUCAUUCAGGACGCAGGCGGGCUCGAGAUCGAGAUGGCCGACGACGAUGACGAGGACGACGAGGGUGAAGACGACGCAGGACAAGACGAUGGCGAAUCCAUCACCAUCGACAUUCGCGAUCUUCUGCGCGCACAUCUCGCCGCAAGCAACGAAGACGACGAAGGCGGCGAUGCGGGGACGCUCAACACAAGAGCCGCCAUCUCUCGCGCGCUCAACAGCAUCGGCAUCAGCGGCCUGCAGCGUCUGCUCGCCGCAGCCACGGGCGGCGUGGUCAACGAAGACGACGAUGAGCUCGAGGACGAGGAUGACGAGGAUGAGGACAACUGGUACCACAUGGCACGCUCCAAGCCAAUGGCCGACUUCUGGGAGCCCAUCGAAGAGCCCAUGCGCUCAGGUCAGGAACUGUCGCUGAGCGGAGAAUUCGGUCGUCAGCCCAAGCGCCCGCUCGACUCUGCACCUUCUGCGUUUGAGGAGAGUCGCAACCUGUCGGAUCUGGUGCACCAGCGCAAAUAUGCGCGUCGGCGCAUGCUCAAGCAGGACAUGAGCGCGUUUGUGCCCAACACCAACGGCACCAUCGUUGCCACGUACCCGGCGCGCGUGUACUGCGGACAGUACUCGCAGGACUCGUCGUUCUUCUACACGUGCACGCAGGAUUUCCGCGUGCACAUGUACGACACCACCGUCGCCGGGCCACGCAGCGUACAGGUGCACGACGACGGCCCGCGGCGCGUGCGCAACAGCUGGUUCUUCAGCUCCAUGGGCACCACCCACUACACGUCGCUGCAGCAGACCAAGAGCAUCCAGGGCCGACAGGGCAACUGGACCAUCACCGACGCGCAUCUCAGCCCGGACAACCAGUGGAUGAUCUACUCGAGCAUCACGCCGUUCGUCCACCUCGUGCCCACCAAGCAGACGUUCGAGACCGGCGGCGGCACGCCCAGCGACAACCAGGUCAUGCUCGAUUUCUCCAAUACGGAUGAUGACACAGGGAUCUGGUCGAUUCGAUUUUCGGGCGACUCGCGCGAGAUCGUGGCGGGCGCGCACUUUGGCGACAUCUACGUGUACGACAUUGAAGCGCGGCGGCGUGUUCUGCGGGUCGAGGGCCACUCGGACGACGUGAACGCGGUAGCCUUUGCGGACGCAGCGUCGUCCAACGUGCUGAUCUCUGGUUCGGACGACUCGUUUGUCAAGGUAUGGGACCGACGCUCUCUGUCGGGCGGCAAACCGGCGGGCGUGUUGAUGGGCCACACUGAGGGCGUGACAUAUGUGUCGCCCAAGGGCGAUGGGCGGUACUGCAUUUCGAACGGCAAGGAUCAGUCGUGCAGGCUGUGGGAUCUGCGCAUGAUGCACAGUUCGGCCAAGUUUGAGCGCAUGACGCACCUCGACUACGGGCUGCGCAACUGGGACUAUCGCAACAUGUCGUAUCGGCAGCCGCGCUACCAGGCGCAUCCGCAGGACUGUUCCGUCAUGACGUACCGCGGCCAUGCGGUGCUCAAGACGCUCAUCCGAUGUCACUUCUCCCCCGCCGAGACGACGGGGCAAAAGUACAUCUACUCGGGCAGUGCGGAUGGCAAGAUCCACAUCUGGAAUUUGGACGGCACAAUUGCACAGGUGCUCGAUCGGUCGCAGGUGCGCCCGUUGUAUGCCGAAAAGGAUCCGGCCAACCAGGUGCAUGCCUACAAGGGACCCGGCACAGCCGAUGACGACGACGAGUCCGAAGACGAUGAUUUGGACGUCUUCCGUCCUCCAGGGAUUGCGUCGGAUCCGUCAGCUCCACCGGUACCGUGGUUCAGGCGCAAGCAUCCACGACGCCAUGGGGCUGCAUCCAUCGAAGCCUCCAGCGGUGGAAGAGCGAGCAGGGUCGCAGGUCGAGGUCACAGAGGCACGGGUGGCGGCGCGGCAUGCACCGUACGAGACGUAAGCUGGCAUCCGCAGGAACCGAGUCUCAUGAGCACCGCCUGGGACGGCGCCGAAGGCGAGUCCGGCAGCAUCGCCAAACACGAACUCGCCGACUGGUCCAAACGCCACAUGACCCUCGACGACAUUCGCGAACAGAACCACCUCGAGGCCCUGGGUUAG